AUGAACUUGAAUAAUGUAUAUAAUGUAGUUGAAGAAGCUAUGGAUAAAUUAUUGGAAUAUUUACAUUAGAAUAAAUAUAUAUGUUAAGAUUACAAUUAACAAAAUGAGUUUAGAAACAAAUUUAAGUAAAUAGUUGAAGAUUCUAAAAAUUAUCAAAGUGAACAAACAGAAGAAGACAUUAGUGAAUUAGAUUUCUAUUUAUAAAACCCAAUUAAUAGAAAAAGACAUUAAUCUUUUAGAAUAUUCAAUCCAUUGGUAUUUUUAGCAAAGGAGAUAAGAUAGCAUGAAUAAAUUUGA
Molecule: messenger RNA, 297 nt
Organism: Paramecium pentaurelia
Lineage: Eukaryota; Ciliophora; Oligohymenophorea; Peniculida; Parameciidae
Source: the annotation of a GenBank genome assembly